This is a messenger RNA of Triplophysa rosa, 1101 nucleotides long. RefSeq lists its product as uncharacterized. Lineage: Eukaryota; Metazoa; Chordata; Actinopteri; Cypriniformes; Nemacheilidae. The coding region runs from base 1 to 1101 and encodes 366 amino acids. The record is from RefSeq and is a predicted model, not a curated record. The transcript is spliced from 8 exons. Gene Ontology annotation, molecular function: ubiquitin-protein transferase activity.
AUGAAACUGUCUGUAAUUCCCACAGACUCUGAUGGGUACUCAGCUCGGCUCCUGAAGUCUGUGUCAAAUAAUGGGAAGAACAUGCUAUUUGUUGUUCCACUACAAGAGCAGCUUGCCGUUGAACCAUUACCCUUUGAUUCUGUGGAAUUUGCAAAGAUGCCACAGUCAACCUGUAUGAAAUGUUGCAGGAAAAUUCCACUGCCCUUGUUGCCCUUACACAUUGAGGAGUGCAAAAACACUCAAACUGAGUGUGAAACUGAUGUGACUGUUCUUGAUGAUGAUGAUGAAGAUGAUGAUAAAAAUGUGAGCGAAGCCGUUGACCAACCAAGCACACUCCAUACAGAUUCUGAACAAUCAUCCCAGAUUUGCCCCAUUUGCCAGAUGUCCUUCCCAACAGAUAUCUUGCAUUAUCAUGCAAGCAUGUGUGGUGAACGAGAGUUGAGUUUCAGUGGCAUCGAGACUCCAAGCACUUCAACAAGAGAUGAACUGCCAGGACCCUCAACUGCACAAUCACCCACAUCACUUUCAGCAGCAUGGAAAAAUGAAAUCGACCCUCAGAAAGCAUCUCGGAUGUUCUGUGAAGAAUUGCUUUCCCAAAGUGUACACUGUCCAGCUCUGUCACUACUCCUCAACCAAUUUGAUACUGAGGAUGAACAGGACAGUACACUGAUAUCAUUUUAUAAAAUGAACAGUGCUAAUUGGUCAGCUCCAUUGAAAUGUAGAUUGACAGGAGAUGCAGCUGUUGGCAAAGGAGUCAACCGUCAUGUUUUUUCAUUGAUUAUGCAAAAACUGAAAAGUGGCUUCACUUUAAAUUUGGGUUCUUCUGCCACAACCCUUUUCGAGGGGGAAAGAAACCACCGUGUUCCUUCUGCAUCUGUUGUACUACGUGACAGCAACCUGUUUCAAAUGGCGGGCCGAAUGAUAGGCCAUUCUUUCAUACAUGGAGGUCCUUGUCUUACUGGACUGAGUUUACCUGUGGUGAUCCUUCUUACUGGAGGGAGUGUGGACAGUGCAGCUUCAGUUCUGACGCUGGAGGAUUGCCCUGAUUUGGACCAUCGAGAAACCAUUAGUUUGGCAACUCAAGAAAACAGAUCUCACUGA